AUGAGUGAAAAUAAACAAUUUAUUAUUCGUGGAAUUGUUAUUGGAAAUAACCGUGUUGGGCGUGAACAUCUAUUACAACGGCUGUGUAAUGGCAUGUUUAUAACUUGUUGUUUUGGUUCAAGUGUUGAGGAUAAGUUUCAUAAAUAUUUAAAAUUUGAAGACAAAAUUUUUGAUGUGAUGUUACUUAAAAUGUACACUGGAGACACACCAAAAUUUAUUCAGGAGUUGUGCAUUAAACAAUCAAAUUUUUAUAUCAUUGCUUAUGCAAUAAAUGACUCUGAAUCCCUUGAGAAUGUGUGGAAAUACAGAGAAGAUAUAUACGAAGUUUUGAAAUUGGAUGAUCACGAAGAAAUACCUUUAAUUCUCUGUGCUACGAAAUUGGACUUGGAACGAAAUGUUUCUUCUCACGAAGAAAUUAAAAUGAUGAAAAAAUGUGGAACUACACUGUUUUACACCUCUGCUAAAAACAAUAUCGGUGUUCAAGAAAUGGGGUACGGCUGCGUUGCAAACUAUUUUAAAAUACUAAAGAAAAAAGAAAAAGAAAAUAACAAACGUCUAUGUCUUGUGAUGUGA
This is a messenger RNA of Entamoeba invadens IP1, 573 nucleotides long. RefSeq lists its product as hypothetical. The transcript has a single exon. Gene Ontology annotation, biological process: signal transduction. Bases 1 to 573 code for a protein of 190 amino acids. Gene Ontology annotation, cellular component: plasma membrane. Lineage: Eukaryota; Evosea; Mastigamoebida; Endamoebidae. The record is from RefSeq and is a predicted model, not a curated record. Gene Ontology annotation, molecular function: GTP binding; GTPase activity; GDP binding.